Molecule: messenger RNA, 1260 nt
Organism: Tetrahymena thermophila SB210
Lineage: Eukaryota; Ciliophora; Oligohymenophorea; Hymenostomatida; Tetrahymenidae
Product: PH domain protein
Exons: 8
Source: RefSeq, a predicted model, not a curated record
AUGAGCUGCGAGUUGUAAAAAUUUAGGAAAGGAUACAUCGAGAAAGAUAUUCCUAUGAAAUAAUUUGAUUUUGAUGAAAAUGAUAGCUCUUCUUUUUUUGAUUAUGAGGAUUAACAAAAUGGAUUGGAAACAGCUGAUCAAAGCAUACAAUUAGAUAAUUUUAAUGACUACUCAAUUGAAACCUAAGAGAAAAUCAUUUUUAUAUAUCCUCCUUAGCUUAAAAAGAAUAAUAAUACCUCUGUUUUCAAUUAAAGAAAUGUCGCUUAAGAGCAAUUAUAGAGCACAUUCAUAAGGUCUUUUCCAAAAACAAAUAAAAAACUAUUUAAGCCCUUGAGAUGCUGUUUUGAAAGAGAAGGCUAACUUAAAUAUAAAAAAUAGGAUGUUUAUUGCUAAGUAGAAAAUAAACAAUUUACUGUUAAAAAUACAAAAGAGUCUAAAGAGAUUAUUAUUUGCAUCAGAUUUGAUAUUUUCCCUUCUUCAGUUAAAAUAGUCUAUAAUCCACAAGGGAAAGCCCUCUUUUUGAGAGUGCAGAUUCUAACUCCUAAUUUGCUGGAAUAUGAUUUUUAUCAUCAAGAUUCUAAUGAAAUUCAAAAUUGGUUCAAAGAUCUCAAUUAUCAAAUACUUGUUUAAUUAGAUUAAAUCAAUUUAAAACCAGAAUACUCUUUGAUUGAUAAUUUUUAGAAAAAAGUAUUUAUUACUGAAUAAGAAUUUCUUUCUGAUGCUGAUUCGUUAGAUUUAGUUUUUUUUGUUGGAAAAUCUUUUGGUUCAAAAAUUACUAGAGUUGUCAGUUUUAGCGAAUAUGAUCACGUAGCUUUAAUUUUAAGAGGAGCUAACGACUAAAUAUUUUUCUUUGAAGCUGGAUAAAAUCAUGGUGUCUCUUUAUACAGUUGGGACAAAUUUAAAAAUUAUAAUUGGAGAGAUUUUUAUAAAUUCAUUGUGUUUAGAAAACUCCAUUGUGAAAGAACAAAUCCUAUGAUAGACAACCUUGAGAAGUUCGUUAAAUCAGCUGCAGGUAAAAGCUAUGAGCUAAGUUUGUCAAAAUUAUUUAAAAAAAAAAGCUUUGUUAACUAAAUUGAAUCGGAAGAAGGCAGAACAUAUUUCUGUUCUGAAUUAAUAGCUGCAGCCUAUAAGAGAAUGGGUUUACUACCUAAAGAUAUAUCAUCAGCUUAGUAUUGGCCUAGAAAUUUUACUGAACAAGGAUAGAUUAAUCUCUAAAUUGAAAAUAGCUAUUUAUCUGAAGAAAAAAUCAUUUAUAUUUGA